GUCACGUCCGCACAUGAACUUGAAUUUUCAUCCCAUCGCAGGGAGCCACAGACACACACACACACACAGAGCGGAGAGACAGAAAGAGAGAAGAGAGUGAGAGAGAGAGAGACAGAGAGAAGAGAAAGGACAGAGAGCUCCCGGACAAGCAGGACGCAAGAGAAAGACACGCGGGGAGAAAAGAGAGGAAAAGAAAGGACAGAGCUUUUUCUCGCAGGUGUCCAGGUGCUUUUAAAAGAAAGAAAGAAUAAAGAAAUUAAGAAGAGAAAUAAGAAGAGAAUAGAGGAGGUGGUGGUGGUGGAGGUGAAGCCUGAUGUGGCCGGAGCGCACAGAGGAGCAGAGCGCAGGGAGCCGGAGGAGCGCGCAGUCGGAAACACCGCGCCAGCACUGAGCUCGCGCUCUGCCGCGGACACACAGCGCACACACACACUCACACACACUCACACACACACUCACUCACACUGACAUACACACACACACCACCGGGAUCAUCACAUUAUUAGAUUAAUGCAUUAUUCUUUCUAACCAAACCGAAACAGCACGUGCAUGCAUGAUCCGGAGCGGCUGAGCUUCCUCGAGCUUCUUCGUCCUCAAAAAAAAAAAAAAAAAAAUUCAGUCAUUCAAAAAAAAAAAAAAAAUUAUUUCGAAAGGAUAUUGGACAAACACGUCGCCCUUUUCUUCACCUUCUUCUUGUUCAUCGUCUUCACCCUCACCUGAGCGCCUAAGAGCCUGAAACCGAGCGCGUGGGCGAGUCAACAAACUCCAAAAAGUUCCUCCAUAAAAAUAAAAGAAAGAAAGAAAGAAAGAGAGAGAAAGAAGAAGAAGAAAGGAAGAAAGGAAAAAAAAAAGGACACGGAGAAUCUGAGUACGCCGGGGAUGCCACUGUAGCUGCCACUGUAGCUGCCAGUGUAGAUGCCAGUGUAGAUGCCAGGCAGGGCGAUGUCCCGUCGCAAGCAGGGAAACCCUCAGCAUCUAUCACAGAGGGAGAUUAUAAGCACUGAAUCAGAGCAUGUGGAUGCAGACCUGUCACUGGCCGAGCUCGCCGGCCACCACACCCACCACAUGCUGCUGGACCCUAACAUGGUCGCCCCUCUGCCUCCGGGCCUGGGAGACCACGACCUCCUGACGUGUGGACAGUGUCAGGAGACCUUCCCGCUGGGCCACAUCCUGCUCUUCAUCGAGCACAAGAAGAAGCAGUGUCACGGCCCAGCCGGCACCCACGGCUGCUACGACAAGAUGGCGGACCGCAGCAGCCCCUCGCCGCCGCGCGCCGAGCUGAGGAAGGUGGAGGAACCGGUCGAAAUCGGAAUCCAGGUGACACCCGAGGACGAGGACGAGAGGCUGCUGACGCCUCUGAAAGGAAUUUGCCCUAAGCAAGAGAGCGGCCUGGCAGGUAGAGAUGAACCUUCCAGCUACGUGUGCACGACAUGCAAGCAACACUUCCCCAGCGCCUGGUUCCUCCUGCAGCAUGCCCAGAACACUCAUGGGAUGCGCAUCUACCUGGAGCACAAUGGCUCCAACACCUCGCUCACGCCACGGAUCACUCUUCCUCCUCCCAUUGGAGCUGAGUCCAUACCCCAGUCCCCUCUGACCAACUUCUUAGGGGAAAACAACCCCUUCCAUCUGCUCCGUAUGACCGGGCCGCUGCUCCGAGAACCCACCCCGGGCUUUGUCGAGAACCGUCUCCCAAACACCCCCCCUUUUGUUAGUCCCCCUCCACGUCACCACCUAGAUCCCCAUCGCCUGGAACGCCUUAGCGCCGAGGAAAUGGGCUUGAUUUCCCAGCAUCCCAGUGCCUUCGAGAGAGUGAUGCGCUUGACACCCAUGGCCAUGGAGACCCAGUCCAUGGAUUUCUCGCGACGUCUGCGAGAGCUGGCGAGCAACAACAACUCCACCCCUCCGCUCUCACCCAGUCGUGCCAACCCUAUGCACCGCCUGCUCAAUCCUAAUCCCUUCCAGCCUAACCGCAAGUCACCCUUCCUCAGCACCCCUCCACUUCCGCCAAUGCCCCCAAACAGCACCACGCCACCUCAGACACAGGACAAGAGCAAAUCCUGCGAAUUCUGUGGGAAGACCUUCAAGUUCCAGAGCAACCUGAUAGUGCACCGGCGAAGCCACACAGGGGAGAAGCCCUACAAGUGCCAGCUGUGUGAUCACGCCUGCUCCCAGGCCAGCAAGCUGAAGCGCCACAUGAAGACCCACAUGCACAAACCCAGCUCAGUGACGGGUCGCUCAGAUGAUGGCCUUUCUACCACCAGUUCACCUGAACCAGGCACUAGCGAUGUCACAGGCGAUCCCAUGAAAAACAGGGAUGGUGACUUCCAAGGCGAGGGACUGGGGCCAGACAAUGAAGAAGAGGAGGAGGAAGAAGAAGAGGAGGAACUGGAGAACGAGAGUAGGCCAGAGUCAAACUUCAGCAUGGACUCUGAGUUAAGCCGUAACAGGGAGAAUGGCUCCAAACCCCCAAAUGAUGAGAAGAGCCUCUCCUUGGGGAAAAUGGUAGACAAUGUGGGGCUGAACUCUAUUCAGCAGUACAAUAACUUGAUCGUUGACAAUCGUAAAAGGCUUCCCUUCUCAAAGAGGGGCUCUGAUGGACACAGAGACACAGGCGAUGAGGACUCUGUGGUAGAGGAAAUGGAUCACGUGGAGCGGGCCACCAUAAACGGCAGGAACUGUGGCUCAGGUGAUUCUUUCUCAGGCCUGUUCCCCCGCAAGCCCACCCCUAUCACCAGUCCCAGCCUCUCCAACACCUCUAAAAGGAUCAAAAUAGAGAAAGACUUGGACAUGCCCCCAGCAUCUCUAAUCCCCUCAGAGAACGUAUACUCCCAAUGGCUGGUUGGUUAUGCAGCAUCACGGCACUUCAUCAAAGACCCCUUCCUCGGCUUCACCGAUUCCAGACAAUCACCUUUCGCCACCUCGUCCGAGCACUCGUCGGAAAACGGCAGCCUGCGGUUCUCCACUCCUCCUGGGGACCUGUUGGAUGGGGGCCUUUCUGGACGCAGUGGCACUGCCAGCGGUGGUAGCACGCCUCAUCUGUCUGGAGGCCAGGGACCAGGACGUCCUAGCUCCAAAGAGAGCCGGCGCAGCGACACGUGCGAGUUCUGUGGCAAGGUUUUCAAGAACUGCAGCAACCUGACGGUGCAUCGACGCAGCCACACGGGCGAAAGGCCCUACAAGUGCGAGCUGUGCAACUACGCCUGUGCGCAGAGCAGCAAGCUCACUCGCCACAUGAAGACGCACGGGCAGCUCGGUAAGGAAGUGUACCGCUGUGACAUUUGCCAAAUGCCAUUUAGCGUCUACAGCACGCUAGAGAAACACAUGAAAAAGUGGCAUGGCGAACAUUUGAUGACGAACGAGGUCAAAAUUGAACAAGCUGAGAGAAGCUAAGCCAGAUUUCCCAUUUUGCCUCACAAUUCCUUGAAUAUAUAUAUUAAAAAAAGGGUAGCUGGAUACUCUGUUUUCCUUUUCAAAUAACAAUAAUUUGAAUUAGAUUUGCCUAAGAAACUGCCAUCUGAGGAUAAUAAAAAAAAAGACAGAAGCUAAGAGAAAUUGGAGCGGGUCUAAACUGCCUAAUUUGGCAUUUUUUUUCAGUCUGUCAUUCUAACAAUGGACGAAUUAGAUGAUGUUUAAAUGGAGCCUUUAACUGUGCAAUAAUUUCUGUAUUUAUUGGAUUUCGUAAUGUUUUGGCAUGUGCAGGUGCAUUUUUCUUUCGUUUUUUGUUCAUUGUCUUACUUUUAAAUACAAAUGCUGUGAUUUAUUUUUUGCUGUUGUUUUAAAACCCAGACAAAACAAAAACCUGAGAUUUAAUUUUUAUCCAUUACAGAGUACAAUUUGAGAGAUCUUUAGGCCGCUGCUCAUGAAAUUGUAUAUUUAAGCUACAUGUAAUUUCUUGAAGAGAAGCCGGGUUCAAGCUGCGACUUUUUAACGGAACUGAGAAAGCUAUCGUUUUUGUUUGUUUGUUUUAGUCAUAUUAGGAUAUAAGCGGACAACAAUCCUUAGACUUUGUAGCGUGAACUGAUUUCAGACGCGUCAAUCCAUCCAUGAUUGGAAAUGUAGCACUGAAUGUCGGAUGUGACAGUAAACCCGGAGGAUCGUGGAGCUCAGGUUCUACGUAACUCAGAGAGGGAAGGUAGUUCUGGUACUAAGUACCGAUCCAGACGAGACCAAUCAAGCAAAAAAGAAAAAAAAAAAAACAAGAAUUUGCUUUAGUUCUUGCUCAGAUGCUAAAAAGUGUACAACCUUGAUUACUUACAAUAGGUCUUUUUCUUUUCUCGAGUCGUUUGCUCGGACAUUUCCUGAGCAGGACAAACAGAGCAAAUUCCGACUAUCAACAUGACUACCUAACUAGCUAUGAUUAGCGCCACGUUUUUAGACAUUUAUGGCUAAUUAUACCCACACUGCCAUUCCACAGACAGCCAUACAGUCUUAUAUGGGUUGAUAUCGAAAGAUUAUGCAGGAGAAAUACUAUUUAUCUUAGCUAGCACCUCUGCUUCUAAUAAUCUGAUGUACAUGGAUAGACUUUCAGGACGAAAUGUUGAACCGAUUUAGCCGGAUUAGCAGAAAGAUUCAGUCAUACACUCAUUAAUGAUGUGUCAAAGUGCAUUUUUAUGUAUAUACCAAUUUGCAAUCAUUUUGAGAAUUCAAUUCAUAAUGUACUGUAAAAGAUGAAUUACGUACACAAAAAGUCGUAUGCACGGAAUAAACAGAAAAAAAUAUAUAUGUUUGAAUCUGUUUAAGCGAAAACAGUAAGACUUUCUUUUUCUUUCUCUCUUCUCAUUCAGGACUUCCUGUGAUGUGUAGUUGAAGUAGCAACACGCAUAAAGAAUGCGCAGCUGAAAGUUUUUUAAAGCUCCACAUUUCCCCUUCCCUUCCCCCUCCUCCCACUCUUUUUUUUUUUUUUUCUUUUUUUUUCUUUUUUUUUUCCCUUUUCUCUCGACGAUCGUUCCCAUCACCUAAAAACACGACCACGAUUCGUAUUUUACCGCAGCAGGGCCGACAAUUUAUAGAAUCGAGGAGAUAUCACGGUUUAAAAAAAAAAAAAAAAAAGAAAAGAAAAAAGAAGAAGGAAAAAAGAAGAGAGAAAAAUCAGAAAAAAUCAUCUCUUUUGCAGUUCGUUCCCCCGCACUUUAUGAUUUGUUUUGUGCAUUUACGGCGUCACGGAGAAAACGGCUUCUGAGCAAGAAAUUAUGCGGAAAAAGGAUUUUUUUUAAAUUAAUUAAUUUUUUUAUUUUUUUUUAUUUUUAAAGUUUUGCGAAAGGGAUCAUCUGAGAUUCAAGUGCCCGUGUUGCAAGGCUUGGCUUUCAUGACACAGGCACUAUAAAAAAGUAAAAUUAAUUUAUUUGGACGGUUUUUGUACUGCCGUAUCAAUUUGACAUGAGUGUGCCUUGAAUACUGAAUACUGAUCUUCCUAUUUAUUGUCUCUCAAAAGACAAAAUGCAACUUUUUUUGGGGGGGGUGCAAAUAAAUAACUAACUAACUAAAUAAAUAAAUAAAACAAAUAAAUGAAUGAAAAGUCUGUAGAUUUAAUCUGCUUCUGAAAAAAUGAACGAAUCGGUGAUCGGAAAUAAUUCUUGAAAAAAGAAUCUCGAUAACGAGUAAGUAAACAGCACAAUAGUGUGUGUGAUGUGUGUGUGUUUGUAGAUAUGUAUGCACAUGUACAUGUAGCACAAACACACACACACACCAUACACGUAUAUAUAUGUAUAUUUCUUCACUUCAGGAUAUGACGCAAACCCUUAAAAAAAAAAAAAUUUUUUUUUUUUACUUUUAUUUUCAUCCCACUCCCCCAUUUUUUUUCCUCUCUCUCUCUCUCUCUCUCUCUUUUUUUUUUUUUUUUUUUUUUUUGCAACAAUUAGAAAAGGAAGA
Molecule: messenger RNA, 5865 nt
Organism: Tachysurus vachellii
Lineage: Eukaryota; Metazoa; Chordata; Actinopteri; Siluriformes; Bagridae
Gene: bcl11ba
Product: BCL11 transcription factor B a
Exons: 3
Coding region: 925-3387 (820 amino acids)
Biological process (GO): positive regulation of transcription by RNA polymerase II
Cellular component (GO): nucleus
Molecular function (GO): RNA polymerase II cis-regulatory region sequence-specific DNA binding; DNA-binding transcription factor activity
Source: RefSeq, a predicted model, not a curated record